AUGCCUCCACUAGACCUAGUUGAAGUUGACUCCUUGGAGGCACAUGUUAUUAUCGACAAUGACCUGGAUCCCAUUUCAACCAUCGCCCCCGACACCGUCCAGGUGUCUGGCUUGAUGGGCCAUCUGGCCAUGAACUCACCCCAUCACCUAAAUGACAGAGGAGACGCGCAUAGGGAACUCCAAAUGGAAGAUAUAUGUUGCUCAGCGCAUGGCUUGUCGAUUAUCUUGACCGCUACCAAAGGCGAUCAGAAGCAUUCUAUUCUUUUCGAUGCAGGGCCGGAAGAAGACGCAUGGGAAAGAAACGUUCGACGAAUGAAGCCUGACCUUUCUUCUGUUGAGCUGGUCCAACUCUCCCAUUGGCACCGAGACCAUUCAGGCGGCCUUCUUCGAGCGAUUCGAAUGAUUACUGAUGCAAGAAAAGCCAACGGGCUUUCUGACAACUUGAUAGCCGAUCUUCAUCCGAACCGUCCAGACUAUCGAGGAUUCGCAAUCGGCGAGAACAUCAUCUCUAUGCAGGCGGAUCCAUCGUUUGGAGAGCUUGAAGCUGCCGGCGCAACUGUCCAGAAACAUGACAGCGCGCAUACUGUGCUAGAUGACUUCUUCCUUAUAUCUGGCGAGAUACCAAGGCGAACGCCUUACGAAAUAGGCUUAAAACAUGGAAUGCGAUUCAACAAAAAGGACAAUGAAUGGACAUCCGACGAGGUCAUUGCUGAUGAGCGAUUUAUCAUGUGCAAUGUCAAAGACAAAGGAAUCGUCAUGUUGACUGGCUGCAGCCACGCUGGGGUUGUCAACUGCACUCAACAUGCGCUGGAACUUGCAGGAGGUUCCAUCCCUCUGCAUGCCGUGAUUGGGGGCUUCCAUCUGGCCACAAGCGAUGAAACCAUGAUUAAUAGAAGCAUCAAAGAUUUGUUGAGAUUGGAUCCCGCGGUGCUUCUGCCAGGCCACUGCACCGGAUGGAGGGCUAAAUUUGCUAUCGAGAAGCGCCAGCCUGGCAUGCUCGUCCCAUGCUCUGUGGGUUAUAACAUCACAUUUUAA
Molecule: messenger RNA, 1035 nt
Organism: Aspergillus mulundensis
Lineage: Eukaryota; Fungi; Ascomycota; Eurotiomycetes; Eurotiales; Aspergillaceae
Product: MBL fold metallo-hydrolase
Exons: 4
Coding region: 1-1035 (344 amino acids)
Molecular function (GO): transferase activity
Source: RefSeq, a predicted model, not a curated record